This is a messenger RNA of Rubroshorea leprosula, 2301 nucleotides long. The record is from the annotation of a GenBank genome assembly. NCBI's taxonomy places the organism in Eukaryota, Viridiplantae, Streptophyta, Magnoliopsida, Malvales, Dipterocarpaceae.
AUGAUGAAACCGAGUUAAUUUUGUUUUCCAAGGUCAAAUUCACAAUUCAGAUGUCAUGCACAUGCUUCCUACUUUCACCUAAAGUUUCUUUCCCCUCUGCUAGUCUCCGGCAUCAAUCAUCUUAGUUCCGCUGUCUGUAUCUCCCCACACCUAAUAAGCUUCCCUACACCUGUCAUCUUUCACAAAACCCAUCUCCAGUUCUUCACAGCAACACUUUGGAUCUAACUAAAAGGUCCAAGCUUGAGAUGCUAAGUUAGAUUAUAUUACAGAUUCGAAAGAUGGGUCACCUAAAUCUCCCCGUGUCUAAGCGAAACCCGCGCCAAUGGAAGCUCCUGGACAUUGUUUCGGCUGCAUUCUUCGGCCUGGUUCUUCUCUUCUUCCUUAUGGUCUUCACCCCUCUUGGGGACUCCAUGGCUGCCUCCGGUAGGCAAACGUUGCUGCUUUCCACCUCGGAUCCGAAGCAGCGCCAUCGCCUGGUGGCUCUGAUAGAGCAAGGCCAGCACAACCAGGUCAUCGAGGCCUGCCCUGCUGAUUACGUCGAUCACAUGCCCUGUGAGGAUCCCAGGCGAAACAGUCAGCUUAGUAGGGAGAUGAAUUUUUACAGAGAGAGGCACUGUCCACUGCCUGAUGAGAUGCCGCUCUGCUUGAUCCCUCCUCCUCAAGGCUACAAGAUUCCUGUGCAGUGGCCUGAGAGCUUGCACAAGAUAUGGCACUCCAACAUCCCACACAAUAAAAUUGCAGACAGGAAAGGUCAUCAGGGAUGGAUGAAAGUGCAAGGAACUCACUUUAUCUUCCCUGGUGGUGGCACAAUGUUCUCUGAAGGAGCAGCAUCAUACAUUGAGAAACUAAGGCAGUAUAUCCCCAUAAGUGGUGGAACUCUGAGGACUGCCCUUGACAUGGGAUGUGGGGUUGCAAGUUUUGGGGGAUCUUUGUUAUCUGAAGGCAUUUUGACCGUCUCAUUUGCUCCAAGAGAUUCACACAAAGCACAGAUACAAUUUGCACUGGAGAGGGGGGUACCAGCUUUUGUUCUCAUGCUUGGCACCCUCAGACUCCCAUUUCCUGCAUUUUCGUUUGAUUUCAUCCAUUGUUCUCGAUGCCUAAUCCCUUUUACAGCUUACAAUGCCACUUAUUUCAUUGAAGUGGAUCGGCUACUUCGCCCAGGAGGGUACCUGGUAAUCUCUGGUCCCCCUGUACAGUGGCCUAAACAAGAUAAGGAGUGGGCAGACCUCCAGGCUGUGGCAAGGACAUUGUGUUAUGAAUUGAUUGCUGUGGAUAGAAACACUGCCAUUUGGAAGAAACCAGUUGGAGAUUCAUGCCUGCCCAAUCAAAAUGAAUUUGGACUUGAAUUAUGUGGUGAAUCAGAUGACCCAAGCUAUGCAUGGCACUUCAAGUUAAGACGAUGUGUGACUAGAACAUCUUCCGGGAAGGGAGAAUAUGCUGUUGGGACAAGCCCAAAGUGGCCUGAAAGGCUCACAAAGGCUCCUUCGAGGACCUUGGUCAUGAAAAAUGGGAUAGAUUUGUUUGAAGCUGAUUCAAAACGGUGGGCAAGGAGAGUAGCUUAUUAUAAGAACACUUUGAACUUGAAGCUUGGGACUCAAGCUAUACGCAACAUCAUGGACAUGAAUGCAUUUUUUGGGGGUUUUGCGGCAGCACUCGUAUCUGAUCCUAUGUGGGUGAUGAAUGUUGUUCCUGCUCGGAAGUCUUCAACCCUUGGAGUUAUUUAUGACAGAGGCCUUAUUGGAGUCUAUCAUGAUUGGUGAGCUGUUGCCACAUUUCUUCUCCUUAUAUAAUAAUCUAUAGAAGUAAAAUUAAACCACUUUUACUACUCUCACAAUCUUUUGAAAUAGCAAUUGAUGAACAAUCAGUUAUAGUUCUUCAUGUAUCACUGCCUGCAAUGAUGAAAUCCUGUCUCUUGUUCCUUUGGUAACUGCCAGUUAGAGAGUUGAUUUUUGCACCACAUCUUUAAACUGUGCUUUUUUCUUCCUUUUUUUUUCCCAAGCUCUAGUCUUUUAUGCCUUAGCUCUGGUUGUGUUUGAAUUCGAUGGAUGAGAAUAUUCACUUGUAUUUCAGUCUCCAAAUUUGCUAUGAAAAAUAUGGAAAACUUUAUUCUUAUGUUAGCUUAAUAAUUGGAACAAAAUAGAAGCAUACCUAGCCAAAUGGUUUAUUUCUAACUUAAUAGAAGAGGUGUCUAACUCUAUACAAAACUUAACUAGAUUUUUUUUAAUUACUAUCCUCAAAUCUUAUACCAAGUGACUUGUCUUCCAGACCCUCCUUGUUAUUGUUGGUGCCGACAUAGGUUGG